This is a messenger RNA of Nicotiana attenuata, 676 nucleotides long. RefSeq lists its product as uncharacterized. Bases 23 to 337 code for a protein of 104 amino acids. Lineage: Eukaryota; Viridiplantae; Streptophyta; Magnoliopsida; Solanales; Solanaceae. The transcript is spliced from 3 exons. The record is from RefSeq and is a predicted model, not a curated record.
AUAAGAACUCGCCGCUACAUACAUGCCAGCGAUUAAUCUGCUUUCAGUCUCUCUCUGUUCAUCCUCGUUCUCCGCGCUUCAUCUUCAGAUUUCCUUUUCGACAUCACCAGUCAAUCGAAGCUCUUUUCACUUAUUUGAAGUUAUAGAGAAAGAUGUUGAAGCUUCACCCUUAAAAAACAAAACAGGAUAUUCAAUUUGGGAUGUGGAAGCAAGAGAUGAGCAAGUUACAUUCCAAAAGAGCUUACUUGCACCAUCAGAUUAUAGCAUGGAGGGAUCUGAGCAAUAUAGUUUUAUGGAACAUUGUCUUGCAUCAGUAGACAAACAGAAGCGGCCUUAGCUGAUUUUUUCGGCACAUCGGGUUCUUGGUUAAUCCUGACUAAUGAUAUGGCAUAGGAAGCUUUGCAAGAGUGUUACCUGAGUGCUCUUGUAAUUACACAUAGUAUUUUUUCCAAACGAAAACACGCUCCAACCUAAAGUGAUGGGCCCGUGCUUGCACGGGCAAUCCCAUCUAGUAAUAUAAACAAGAGUGGGCAUAAAACAAAUAAGGUGAUUUCAAAGACCUCCACCAUAUUUAUCGUUAUAACACUUAUCAACCUUGUGAUUUGUAAUGUUAUAUUAACCUUCCAUAUUAUGAUUUUUGCUAACAAUAUUAGUUUCAAUAUUUUUAAGUUUUACC